Messenger RNA from Dromiciops gliroides (monito del monte), 1434 nucleotides. RefSeq names its product ETS variant transcription factor 3 like (gene ETV3L). NCBI's taxonomy places the organism in Eukaryota, Metazoa, Chordata, Mammalia, Microbiotheria, Microbiotheriidae. Gene Ontology annotation, molecular function: DNA-binding transcription factor activity, RNA polymerase II-specific; sequence-specific DNA binding. The record is from RefSeq and is a predicted model, not a curated record. The coding region runs from base 1 to 1083 and encodes 360 amino acids. The transcript has 5 exons. Gene Ontology annotation, biological process: cell differentiation; regulation of transcription by RNA polymerase II. Gene Ontology annotation, cellular component: nucleus.
AUGCACUGCCACUGUCUCACUGAGGGCAUCCCCCCAGCUCCCAGCUCCUACUGGAUCUCAGGCCUGGCCUUCCCAGACUGGGCCUACAAGGCCGAGUCAUCCCCAGGCUCCCGGCAGAUCCAACUGUGGCAUUUCAUCUUGGAGCUGCUUCAGAAAGAGGAGUUCCGCCAUGUCAUUGCCUGGCAGCAGGGAGAAUAUGGAGAGUUUGUCAUCAAAGACCCAGAUGAAGUGGCCCGCCUUUGGGGCCGAAGAAAGUGCAAACCACAGAUGAACUAUGACAAGCUGAGCCGGGCCCUCAGGUAUUACUACAAUAAAAGAAUCCUGCACAAGACCAAAGGCAAGAGGUUUACUUAUAAGUUCAACUUCAGCAAACUCAUUGUGGUCAACUAUCCGCUGUGGGACAUGCGGCCCCUACCCCCACCCCCUCUUUUGCUGGGCGCCCCAGGCAUGUACGGUCCAGCCUUGGUGCCCAUCGGUAUGCAGAGUGAGCUCCUCCACACUGUUCUGUUCACCCAUCGGGCAAUAAUGGAACAGCUGGCUGGGCAGCGGAGUUCACCAAGCCCCCUGGAGCCCACUGGGGAGAAGAAGGGAAGCAGCUGCAGUGACCAUCGUCUUGGCUCUCCCCAAGCUCGUUGCCUGUUGAACCCCUGCUACCAUUUCCAGAAUCCCCAAAAUGAACUCCCUCCUCUUGCCUCUUUGCCCCCUCCCUUCUCGAGUCCCCUUCCAAACCAGUGGCCACGAUUCUCUGGGCCCUUCCUCCCCACUAGCCUACAAGAGCAGCCAUCCCCUGGGCCCUCAAAGACAGAUUCUCUGUUGGCUGGAUUACCCACAGGUGGAAAAGUUUUCCCAGGGUUUCCCCUUCUGGCUGGGAUGGGGCCUGGGGCAGGAGAGAGGCUGAGGUUUCUGUCCCGGAGGCCUGAGGAGACUGAGGUAAAGCAGGACUUGGGAGAGGGAGGAAAGGGAUGUCGGGGACCUGUGGUAGAUUUCCCUUCAGAGAUACACAGACUCAAAACCAGGGAGGAAAACCAUGUAUCCUCGUGUCUGGAGACCUUCAGAGCCGCGUGGGCUCUGGAUCCUCCUUAACCCUAAGGUGAGAGAUGCAGCUUCUCCAACCCCAUGGUUCUGUUCUGUCCCUCUGCUAUUUCACCUUCUUCCUGGCUCUGCCUUCCCCUGGCCCCAAACCCACACUGGCUCCAGGCACUGAACAUGGGCUUAAGUGAAGUAGAAGGGAUUGAAGUCAAACCUAAAGAAGGGAAGGUGAUGAAACAUAAUGGGAAUCCCAAGGUGGGAGGGCAAGGGUUGGAGGUUAACUGUGAGGGGCACGAUUCCUCUCUUUAUCCAAUGGGGUGGGGCCGCUGAGACAGAAUAUUCCUGACCCUCCAACCGAAGACUUCAUUAGUUCAAGAGGCUCAGCUUAUUCCCCUCCUCCUACCC